Hibiscus syriacus is the source of this 4482-nucleotide messenger RNA. Its product is annotated as TMV resistance protein N-like. Gene Ontology annotation, biological process: signal transduction; defense response. The record is from RefSeq and is a predicted model, not a curated record. Bases 175 to 4161 code for a protein of 1328 amino acids. Lineage: Eukaryota; Viridiplantae; Streptophyta; Magnoliopsida; Malvales; Malvaceae. The transcript has 6 exons. Gene Ontology annotation, molecular function: ADP binding.
AAAAAAUAAAAAGAAAAAUAGAGAAAGUCGUCGCCUUUCUAAAAGAAAAAAAGUCGUCGCCAAUGCUACAAACGCGUGCACUCUCUUUCACAAUAAAUAGGACACAAUAAAAACAAGCAAAGUUCCCCUGCAAUUUUCUCUCAUUUGCUUCCAUCGCACAAUCAAUACUCUUUCAUGGCUUCUUCUUCUUCCUCUUCUCGUCAAAUGAAUCAUCAAGUUUUCCUGAGCUUCAGAGGUGAAGAUACACGCCUUAACUUUACCGCUCAUCUACUCAAAGCUUUGAAAGGCAAGGGACUUGAUGUUUUCUUUGAUGAAGAAAGUCUGGAGAAAGGGAAGAAAUUUACACCAGCACUUUCUCAAGCAAUUGCAGCCUCAAGACUCUCAAUAAUCAUAUUAUCUUCAGACUAUGCUUCUUCAAAAUCAUGCUUGGCUGAAGUCUCCUACAUCAUGGACCGCAAGCGCACUGCAGGACAUUUUGUUCUUCCCAUCUUUUACCAUGUCGAUGCUUCCAAAGUACGGAAUAUUGGUGGGAGUUUCAAAACAUCCUUUGACAACCAUGAAUCAAAAGGGCUGGAUCAAGUACAGCGAUGGAAAGCUGCCUUCGCUGCAGUCGGUAAAUUAGAAGGGCGGCAUAUAGGAGGCGAAUUCGACAGACCUGAAACCGAGCACAUCAAGGAUAUUGUUGACUAUGUCAUACUAAAGUUGAUGAAACACCAAGUUUUUUUGAGCUUCAGAGGCGAAGACACAGGCCUUAACUUUACCGCUCAUUUACUCAAAGCUUCGGCAGACAGGGGAAUAAAUGUCUUUUCUGAUAAAGGGGAACAAUUUUCUCAAGCAAUUUCAGUCUCAAAUAUUUCAAUAAUUGUUUUGUCUGUCCACUAUGCCUCUUCACAAUCAUGCUUGGCUGAGCUAUAUGAGAUCAUGGACCGAAAGGACAGUCAAGGUCAAAUUGUUCUUCCCAUCUUUUAUCACGUUGAUCCUUCCGAUGUACGAAAAAUUGGUGGGAGUUUCAAAACAUCCUUUGAUGGCCAUGAAUCAAAUGAUCCACGUCAAGUACAACAAUGGAAAAAGGCCUUUGCUCAAGCCGGUGAAUUAAAAGGGUGGCAUAUCGAAGGCGGCAAGUUCGAUAGACCUGAUUCGGAGUAUAUUAAAGAUGUCAUUGAGUAUGUCAUAAAAAGGUUGAAUAGUAAGUCUACAAGUGUUUCUGAAGACUUGGUUGGAAUAGAUGAUCAGAAGAAGGUGAUUGUGGGGCUGGUUGAGCAAGAAGACAGUCGUGUAGUAGGACUUUUGGGAAUGGGUGGUAUAGGCAAAACUACCCUUGCUGAUGCUGUAUAUAAUGAAAUCUCUCCAAAGUUUCAAAGUCGUUGCUUUCUUCAAAAUGUUAGAGAGGGAAUAAAAAACAAAGGGAUGGUAUCCCUAAGAAAUGAACUUCUUUCCAAACUAUUAGACGACAAAAUUGAGAUAGACACCCCUUCCAUAGGAUCCGAUUUUAUCCAAGAGAGGCUGAACAAUAAAAGAGUCAUUGUUGUGUUUGAUGAUGUUGAUGACUCAGACCAAAUAGAUUGCAUGGGCAUUGAACAUUUCGGUGAUGGAUGUAAGAUCAUUGUAACAUCUAGAAAUAGACAAGUGCUUAAGAAUGGAGGAGCUAACAAAAUACAUAUGGUGAAGAAAUUAAACUGGAUCGACUCUCUUCAACUUUUUUCUAAAUUUGCAUUUAAGGUGUUGAAUCCUGCUGUUGAGUUUCUAGAUCUGUCGUACAAGUUCGUAGAUUACGCCCAAGGUAGUCCACUUGCUCUUAAAGUUUUGGGUUCUAAACUAUAUUCAAAGUCUAGAAAAGAGUGGGAAAGCGAGGUGGAUAGACUAAAGCAAUAUGGCCAACCAAAAAUUUCUCAGAUCUUGAAGAGUAGCUUUGAUGGGCUGGAUGAGCUAGAGAAGAGUAUAUUUCUCGACAUAGCAUGCUUCUUUAAAGGCGAACCCAUGGAUGAUGUAGAAAAAAUUCUAAGUAGUUAUUAUACGGGUGCAGUAUGUGGAAUAAGCAACUUGAUUGACAAGUGCCUACUUGAAACCAUAGAUUCUCAGUUUAUUGCUAUGCAUGAUGUGCUGGAAGAGAUGGGGAAGGACAUUGUUGACCGUGAAUCUAAAGACCGUGGAAAGCGCAGUAGGUUGUGGAAUUCUAAUGAUGUACAUCAAGUGCUCAAACAUAAUAAAGGAACUGACCGAAUCGAAGGAAUAAAGUUAGACAUGUCUAAAAUUGAUAACCUGCGGUUACGUCCUUAUGUUUUUGAGAACAUGAUUAAUCUUAGAUAUAUUCACUUCUAUGAUCCUCUGUUUUGGAACCGGAAUAAGAAGCUACAUGCAGACGGGGUUGAUAGUGUAUCUCUUCCUGAUGAACUAAGAUAUAUUUGUUGGCAAAAUUACCCCUUCAAAUCUUUGCCAUCAAAUUUCAAUACAAAGAAUCUUGUCGUGUUGAGAUUACGUGGUAGCCACAUGGAACAACUUUGGAAUGAAGAUGCUAAUAUGGAUAUUGUUAAUUUAAGGGUAAUUGACGUUUCUGACUGCAAGAAUUUAAGGAAGAUCCCUAAUCUAUCAGGAGCCGUCAACCUCAAAAGCCUUAACUGUCAGAGAUCUGAAAGUUUGGUUCAAAUUCCUUGCCUCAGACAUUUGACAUCUCUUAAAGAGUUUAAUCUUGAGGGAUGUUAUGAAUUCAAAAAGUUUCCUGAGCUCCCAAUUAACUUUUCUGUGCUAGAUUUAUCAUUCACUGGAAUUGAAGAAGUGCCUGAUUCAAUUGAGCAUCUCCUGAGACUUGGAACGCUGAAUUUGAGUUGUUCUAAGGUAAAAAAUGUAUCGAGCAAUAUUUCAAAGUUGAAAUCCCUUCGUAGUAUAGAUCUUAGUUAUUGCCCUGUGGUCGAGUUCCCGGAAAUCCCCUUGAGCUUAACAAGAUUAGACUUAUCUUGGACUGAAAUUGAGGAAGUGUCCUUGUCUUUCGACUCUUUAAGUAAUCUUCAAUACCUAAAUUUGAGAGGCUCAAGUAUUCAAAAGCUACGAUGCAAUAUUGCCCUCUCUGGUUCGAGAGAGAUUCCAACAAUUGAUGCGCCCUCACCAGUCUUGAGGUCUAAAAGCCUUGGAUGUUUGGAAGUGGAUUUUUGCUUUAGCCUUGAAUUACUCUCAGGGCUUCCACCGUAUAUGCGGGAGUUGCAUGCACGUCAAUGCAUGGACUUGGAAAAAGUAUCGUUUGCAGAUCAAAAUUUAUAUAAAUUCGAUUCUUCAGAUUAUUAUGAUGAUGAUGAUUGUGGAGAGUUUCUCAUGUUAUUCUCUGAAUGCAUAAGCUUGAAUCGAGAUUCAAUUGAUAAUAUUGAGGCAAAUGCCAUGCUCAAAAUUGGAUUCCUAGCAAAGACAUGGAUAGCGGCAGGGAAAUAUGCUUGUUAUUUAAGAAGAUUGAUUUGCUGUUUCCCGGGCUACAACAUUUCAGCAAAUAAGUUCAAGUAUCAGAGUAACAAUUCUCGGUUGAACUUGAAGAUAGACCCAAAUGGGUAUACUGGGGGCAGGUUCUUGGCUUUUGCUAUCUGCCUUGUGGCUGAUCUCACUCAGUACUGCCAUCGCAGGGAAGAUCUUGAAUUUAUCUGUGAAUAUCAACUGACAUCUGCCAGUGGCGAUUGUUAUGAAAAAUUCCGUAGUGAGUUUUCUUACGAGCUAGUUUCUGAGAAAGGACCAACAUACAUAGGUGAUCAUGUGUUGGUUCUAUUUAGUGAAGAUAUGAUUCAAGAAGACAAGAACUAUGAGGAGGCAUCAUUUGAAUUCUACAUCAAAUAUUCGUACUACAAUGAUGAAGAGGAAGACAAACCUGAAUUCGAUGAAAUCAUUGUUGAUCAAUGUGGUGUUCAUGUAUUUUACGUGGAUGCUGAGAGAGAUACCAAUAGUGAUUGGAUGAGCAAUAAUGAAACCAGCCAGAGUUUUUCCUCUAGAGAAGAUGCCAAUAUUGAGGAAGAUGGCAUUGAAUCCAGGGAAAGUUUCAACUCUGAUGAGAUGAGAAAUGAUGAAUCCGACCAAGAAGAUGCUAAUAUUGAGAAGAUCCAUGACAAUUCUGCUGCAGAAAUAAGACGUGCUGUGUACAAGAGAAGUUUUAUCUAUGAUGGGGAAGAAGGGCAUAAAAGGAUGAAAUAGUUUAAUUUCUCUUCUUUGGGCCUGUUUUCGAGGAGAUGCAAGUUCCCCACAAUGUUAUCCUAAUUCCUAACGCACAGGAUCAGUGGUGCCCAUGCGAUUGGUCUAAGGAAAGCAUAUGAGGAAACAUGGCAGAUCUUUGGGCAGACCAUUAUACUUUGAGCUCAUUCAACACAUGGAGCUGGUGAGUUUGUGAUGAACCACUUGGGUUUUGUUUGAAGUGAAGAGUCGGUUUCAUUGAAACUUCAUCAUUGUAUGUUACUGCCUCUCAGGUUGUUUCAGCACUGAUUACAUAAAUCAUUUUCCUUUUCAUAUUUAACAUCA